Molecule: messenger RNA, 1223 nt
Organism: Drosophila serrata
Lineage: Eukaryota; Metazoa; Arthropoda; Insecta; Diptera; Drosophilidae
Gene: Tengl1
Product: Testis EndoG-Like 1
Biological process (GO): apoptotic DNA fragmentation
Cellular component (GO): mitochondrial inner membrane; nucleus
Molecular function (GO): nucleic acid binding; single-stranded DNA endonuclease activity; RNA endonuclease activity
Source: RefSeq, a predicted model, not a curated record
AUGGCAAGAAUCGAGGCUGCACUAUGUGUGGUGCCAAAAAGGGACCUCCAGACAUCAAUCAAUAUGCAAAAGGAAAUGCCAGCCAAGAGCAUCCUUGGUAUAAUAGCAGCUACAGCUGGGUCCUUUUUUGCCCUGGGAGCCUACUAUCAGCACAUUGAUGUACUGCGAAAUAUCCAAAGACUGGAGCAGCGCAAUCCUCAUGCCUAUUUCAUCCGCCGGAAGUUGUACCGAUUGUUGGGCAUCUUUUCUGUGCAGGCUGAUGGGCAAGAUGUCAUAGGGGAUGAUGAGGAUGGUCACAAGCUGGCCGGGAUUAUGAAAUACGGCUUUCCCAACAAUGAUAUUAAUCUCAACGAGGCCUUCGACUUUGUGACCUCCUUCGAUCGUCGAAACUCCUCCAUACAUUGGAUGUGCGAGCGAGUGGAUAUAUCGCACAAUACCAUUUAUGCACAGCCCACAUCAUCUAUAGCUACAUCGAGAGCAUUUAAUCAAUCGGAGGCUGCCCGGGUAUUUUUCCUCUCCAACAUCAAACCCUUCAUGAACAGGGGUUUCAACCUCACCGUGUGGGAGCGACUGCUCCAGCAUGUAAGAAUGAGUCGACAGCAUGGUACCGUGUACGUUUACACUGGAUCCAUUUACCUGCCCCGAGAGCUCAAGUCCAACAAUUGGUUCCUGGAGUACCAGACGGAGGAUAGAAUCAUGGUCGCUGUGCCCACACACUUCUUCAAGAUCCUGGUGGUCGAUUCCAAGUUUGGGACAGAUUCCACACCCUAUGCGGAGGCCUAUGUGAUGCCCAACUCGCCGCUAAACGAUAACGUGGACCUGAAGACCCUGCUCAACGAUAUCCGAGAGAUAGAGAAUAUCACAGGUCUGCGGUUCUUCGAGGGUCUGGAUCGUAACUUUGUGAAUACCCAAAUAACCAGCUCAGUUGUCAGUUUUUUAACCAAUCCGGUUGAGAGUUCCGUGAACCAUCCGGUAGCCAGUUCCAUAACCCAUUCGGCAACCAAUUCCUUAGACAAUUCAACAGCCAGUCUUUUAUCCCCUUCGUUAGCCAGUACUGCAGUCCAUUCGGUAGCCAGUACUGUAAUUUAUCCGGCAACAAGUCUGGUAGCCGGUUCAAUAAUCAAUCCAGAACAAAUUCUGUAAAUGUUUUAAUGACCACCAGUUUAGUCAGUACUCUGAAUUUGAAUUAAUUGAAUAAAGAAGAAUCUAUUAGAAUCUGUUUA